GCGGGGCGGCCAUGUUGGUAGUGGCAUUGAGUUUACAAGCCGGGAAGCCCUUCGUAGUCCGUCCUCGCCCAGCCUCAAGCGGGAAGCGGGCGGGUGGAAGAGGCAGGAUGGUGGCGGCGUGUUUGUAAUCGGGCUGCUGGGAGCAGACGAGAUGUAGCGUUCCAAGCUGUGGGGAGAGUAAUGGCAUUGGGCGGAGCCCUGUUCGCUCCCCUUCCCGGAUGAUGGAUCCCUGGCUCGCCCAUUUGUCUACCUGCCGCUGCUCCAGGCUGAUGGUGCCGGUCCUUUGAUAAGUUCUCCGAGUCCCAGGCUGCCCUGUUAAUAAUACGGAAGUCAGCGGUGUGGGAGAGCGUUAUGUUAUUGCUUAGCUUCAAGGGAUGAGUAAGGCUGCGUAGGAUUUCUAGCUCUCAAGUUUAUUUAAACUUGUCGUAAUUAGUGGUAGCAUCAGAUAUCUGAAACAGAGCCACUUGGUGCCUUGACUAAAUAUGAUUCCCUCAGAGCCACUUGAGAUACAAGGAUCUGUGUUUUGUGAAAAACACUGGAAGGGUGAAUAAAUAAAAAUAUUUAUGAGUGGGGACCAUGGCAUUGGAGCCAGUCCCUUGCACCAUUAAGAACCCAGUAGCACUGCAGGUGGGAGACAUGAAGACAGAGUUAGGCCGGCCCGGUGUUCUGGUGAUUGAUGUUUCAUUCCCACACUCGCAGACCACAGAUUUGCAGGCAAUUUCAUUCAAAAACUACUACACUGCCUUUUUGACCCUUCGAGUACAGCGGCGAAGUUCUGCAGAUGAUGGGAAUGGAAGCCCUUCUAAAUGGAUUACUUGUCUACGUAACUAUUGUUUGAUGCCCAAUCCACAUACAGAGGAGGGUUCCCAAAACUACUUUUCUAUUUCCAGACAUCAGAUGCUUUGUGAUGUGGAUCGGGUGGCUGCCAUGCGUUUCAUUCUGCGCCAGCCUUCCCCAGUAUGGUUGCAUUUUACAAUUGAGGAACUGCAGCUUUUUUCUUUGUGUCAGAAGAGUCCUCAGAAAGGCUUUCCAGCUUGGCUUUCUCAUCCUUCUCCUCAGGAGCAGCCAGCAAGCUUACAUGAUGGCCUGCCUGAUGCUGACAGAGUGUCUUCCGAACUGCAGCAAAUGUGGGUUUUAACUGAGAUGCUCCAAGCCAGCCAACCAGUAGCACGGAUUGGGCGCUUUGACAUGGAUGACUCCUAUGACCUUAAUCUGCUUUCUUAUACUUGAAUGGUUCCAAGAAAAGAAGAAGCAAGCUUUCCAAGCAGGGCUGCACC
Molecule: messenger RNA, 1277 nt
Organism: Python bivittatus (Burmese python)
Lineage: Eukaryota; Metazoa; Chordata; Lepidosauria; Squamata; Pythonidae
Gene: NICN1
Product: nicolin 1, tubulin polyglutamylase complex subunit
Cellular component (GO): nucleoplasm
Source: RefSeq, a predicted model, not a curated record